UUAUUCAUUGCUCCUUACUUAACUUUAAUGUAGAUUUAAACCAGUAUAAUUCUUAAAGAAGUUUAUGAUACCUUUUAGCAAUGAACAAAUAACUCAUUGCUGCGAUGGUUAAUAUAUUAAAACUUAUUAAUCGUCUUAGAAUAAAUUAUAAUAAGGGAUCCAGAUAUAAUAGUAUACAACGAAUGAACAGUAAUGAUAGUGGCAAUAACAAAUUAGACCGCAAAAAAAUCAGAAACUUCAGUAUUGUGGCUCAUGUUGAUCACGGCAAGAGUACAUUAGCUGAUAGAUUGUUAGAAAUAACAGGUGUAAUUAAACCUAGCAAUGAAAAUGCACAGGUUUUGGAUCAGCUACAGGUUGAAAAAGAAAGGGGGAUCACAGUUAAGGCUGUUACCGCAUCUCUUAACUAUACGUACAACAAUGAAUCAUAUCUAUUGAAUCUUAUUGAUACUCCAGGCCAUGUUGAUUUUUCAAAUGAGGUUGUUAGGAGUGUAACAGCAUGCCAAGGAGUAGUUCUAUUAGUUGAUGCCAAUGAAGGAAUACAAGCACAAACUGUAGCUGUACAUUCAUUGGCCAAAAGGAACAAUUUAACUAUAAUACCAACCUUGAACAAAGUUGAUUUACCAAGAGCUGACCCUGAUAAAGUCAAAUCACAGUUAAAUUCUCUCUUUAAUAUUGACCCUAAUUUAGUUUUAAGUGUGUCUGCAAAAAAAGGUUGGGGUGUUAAAGAGUUAUUAGAAGCUAUUAUUACUCGAAUACCUCCUCCAGAUGUUGAUCCAAAUGCCCAUUUCAAAGCACAUAUUAUAGAUACAUGGCAUGAUAAAUACAGAGGUGUGCUAUGUUUGGCAUAUAUUCAUGCUGGCAGUGUGGAAAUUGGACAAGCAGUGAAAUGGCAGUCAAGUACCAAACAGCAUGCAGUGAAGUAUCUGGCAAUGUUAAGACCAACUGAAGAACCAAUCAAUAAAGCUAUUGCAGGGCAAGUUGUAAUGGUAGGUCUUGGUCCAAAAGGCGGAGGUAGCGUGGGAGAUCAUCUUCUAUCAGUUGAAGUACAGGAGAAUACACAAAGCAGUCCAUUGCAAGCAAUAAAACAUAUGGUAUAUGCUGGAAUAUUUCCCGCUGACCAAUCCCAACAUGUGUUUCUCAGUGAUGCUAUCAAAAAGUUGGCUUUGAAUGACUCUGCUGUCAGUGUAAAUGUUGAUUCUAGUCCAGCAUUAGGUCAAGGUUGGCGCGUUGGCUUCCUAGGACUACUGCAUCUUGAUGUCUUUACACAGCGGCUGUUACAAGAACACAAAGCUGAGGCAAUUCUCACUGCACCUUCUGUACCAUAUAAAAUUAAGUUAAAAGGCGCAAAAAUCAUCAAGCAGUACAAAAGUAAUGAGAUCAUUAUAACAAAUCCAUUACAAUUACCGGAACCCCAACACAUUGAAGAAUAUUAUGAACCUUUAGUAAUAGGCACAAUAAUAACUCCAGUGGAGUACAUAGGCGCGGUGACAACGCUCUGUAUGGACAGACGCGGAGUACCGCUGCCAUCCAAGGCGCUGGACGAUCAAAUGACGUUGAUGCAGUUUGUACUACCUUUAUCUGAAGUUGUGAUUGACUUCCAUGAUACAUUGAAGAGUAUAACGUCAGGAUUUGCCAGUUUUGACUAUCAAGAUCAUGGAUUCCAUGCUAGUGCUUUAGUGAGGUUGGAUAUUCUUCUCAACGGCACUUUAGUGGAGGAAUUGUCAAGUAUAGUCCAUACAUCCCGCCUCCAGUACAGCGCCAGAAGAUUGACUGAGAAACUGAAGGAAAUGAUACCGCGACAGAUGGUGCAGAUCGCAAUCCAAGCAGUCGCUUCAGGGAAGGUUUACGCUCGAGAAACAAUUAAAGCAUAUCGAAAGGAUGUCACCGCAAAACUGUAUGGCGGCGACGUGACUCGUAGGAAAAAGCUUCUCAAACAACAGGCUGAGGGGAAAAAGAAAAUGCGUAGUAUAGCUAAUAUAAAAGUUCCUCGAGAUACUUUUAUUGAUGUAUUAAAGAGAUAA
Papilio machaon (common yellow swallowtail) is the source of this 2021-nucleotide messenger RNA. RefSeq names its product translation factor GUF1 homolog, mitochondrial (gene waw). Gene Ontology annotation, biological process: positive regulation of translation. The transcript has 11 exons. Lineage: Eukaryota; Metazoa; Arthropoda; Insecta; Lepidoptera; Papilionidae. Gene Ontology annotation, molecular function: GTPase activity; mitochondrial ribosome binding; GTP binding. The coding region runs from base 105 to 2021 and encodes 638 amino acids. The record is from RefSeq and is a predicted model, not a curated record. Gene Ontology annotation, cellular component: mitochondrion.